GGGGUCUCCUGGCAGAGAACUUCGGCGGCCCACAAGGCAGGGCAGAGGCACUUCUGGGUCUCCUCCCUUCUUCCCCUCCACGACUCCAGCCUAGGUCCUGGCCAUGAGAUCCCCGCACAUCCACCUCUCCACCGCCCCUGGCGCUCGGGCCCUGGCGAAGCUGCUGCUGCCGCUACUGAUGGCACAGUUCUCGGCCGCGGAGGCUCUGCUGCUCCCCAGAAACGACACGGGCUCGGACCCUGUGGCCUCCGGCUCCCCGUGCGCUCACGGCUCGCAGCCCUGGCAGGUGUCCCUCUUCAAUGGCCUCUCGUUCCACUGCGCGGGCGUCCUGGUGGAUAAGAGUUGGGUGCUCACGGCCGCGCACUGCGGGAACAAAAAGCCUCUAUGGGCUCGAGUAGGAGAUGACCACCUGCUGCUUCUCCAGGGCGAGCAGCUCCGCCGGACCUCUCAUUCUGUUAUCCACCCCAAGUACCACCAGGGCUCGGGCCCUAUCCUGCCAAGGCGAACAGAUGAACACGACCUCAUGAUGCUGAAGCUGGCCAAGCCCGCGGUGCUGGGGCCUCGAAUCCAGACCCUACGCCUGCCCUACAGCUGUGCCCAGCCCGGAGACCAGUGCCAGGUCGCUGGCUGGGGCACCACCACCUCCCGAAGAGUGAAGUACAACAGGGGCCUGACUUGCUCCAGGGUCACUCUCCUGAGCCCUAAAGAGUGUGAGGUCUUCUAUCCUGGCGUGGUCACCAGCAACAUGAUAUGUGCAGGACUGGACCGGGGCCAGGAUCCCUGCCAGAGUGACUCGGGUGGCCCACUGGUCUGUGAUGGGACACUUCAGGGCAUCCUUUCAUGGGGCAUUUACCCCUGCGGCUCUGCUCAGCAUCCAGCUGUCUACACUCAGAUCUGCAAAUACACCACCUGGAUAGAGAAAACCAUCCGCUCCAACUGAUCCAGAGGCCCUGCAACUCCUUCACCAUCUGCCCUCUUCUUGCUUCCUCUGCAGUCAGCUGGACUCUUCCCCUGCUCCUCUCAAACUUCUGCCGUCCAUGCACACCUGCUAACCUCUCUCCUCUUCCCUUGAGCCCCCUGCUCAAUGCUGUCCUCUGCCGGCAUUUAGGUGGAGGUGCAGAUAGUGGUAGCAAAGUGCUGUUCAUAAGUAAGUUGCAGUCACUAGUCUCGAGAGAAGUUGUCAGUCCCAACUUGGCUUCCUGCUUUGUGACCUUGGCCAAGCCCAGUAUCCUCUCUGGGCUUCAGUCUCCUCACCUGGAAAAUGAAGAUGAUGUAGUGCCUACCUCAUAAAAGUGUUACAA
Molecule: messenger RNA, 1301 nt
Organism: Camelus dromedarius (Arabian camel)
Lineage: Eukaryota; Metazoa; Chordata; Mammalia; Artiodactyla; Camelidae
Gene: KLK10
Product: kallikrein related peptidase 10
Exons: 6
Coding region: 104-940 (278 amino acids)
Biological process (GO): proteolysis
Cellular component (GO): secretory granule
Molecular function (GO): serine-type endopeptidase activity
Source: RefSeq, a predicted model, not a curated record